Perkinsus marinus ATCC 50983 is the source of this 1329-nucleotide messenger RNA. RefSeq lists its product as hypothetical. NCBI's taxonomy places the organism in Eukaryota, Perkinsozoa, Perkinsida, Perkinsidae. Bases 1 to 1329 code for a protein of 442 amino acids. The record is from RefSeq and is a predicted model, not a curated record. The transcript is spliced from 7 exons.
AUGGAAUUACUCUGGCCUUGGGUCCGGAAGGUUAUGUCCCCUGAGGAGACGAAGGCGUUGGUGAUGCCGUCGAGGCUCCCUGAGGACUUCAUUGAGGAGACGUUGAUACCGCAUAUGGAGAACUGUAUCAGAUUUAAUAUCAAAACAUAUACUCCGGCCGAGCUGACUCAGUUGGCCCGUGGGUACGCUUUAUACACCUACAGGAGGGAUACGAGUGGCAAUGGGCCUUUGAUGGAGUAUUUGGCGGAGAUGAUCAAGUCGAGAAUGGUGGCUUUCACGGCUAUCGAGAUUGUUGAUAUCCUUCCGGCUUGCCAGACUCUAUUCCCAGACGAUACGGAGCUGUUCGAUAUGCUGACUGAGAGAAUCAAGGAAACUAUAAACGAUUAUAGUGCGCUGAAUUUGAUCGGCUUGGUGAGAACUUUCGCGCGGCGCGAAAUUGAGAAGAAGGAGACGAAUCAAGGGUAUCCGGUGAGAGAGAUAUUGAUACCGCGACUGAAGGAAGCUAUGGAGAGAUAUGACACCGCGGAGGUGUGUGAUAUAAUAGUGGCGAUUGCUGACUCGGCGGCUACGGAUAAGACGAUUAAUAUGGAUUUACCUAUAAUGCAAUGUGUGUUACCUGAGUUGGAGCAUAGACUUGAUGAUCUGGGAGAGACCAUACCGUUGGUGAGUCACAUAUCGAUCGCCUGGGCGUUGGCGAGAUUGGGCAUCUACCAUGAGGAAUAUCUUGAUCGGUUGGCAAAGAUACUCCAUGAGAAAGAGCAUGUUCGGAAUGAUAUCACACCGAGAUAUUUAGUGAGAUUAAUAUGGAUAUAUUGUAAAUGUGAUGCCCUGGAGAAAAUAGUUGACGAUAUAGCUCCGGUGUUGGAGGCGAGCGUGGCGUAUAUGGGGUCGGCACAGUUCGCUAGGUUGGCACAGUGCAGUGAGCAGAUGGGGAAAGUGAAAGAUAGAGUGGAUAUAGCGAAAUUGGUGAAUCGAUUAGAGUCCGAGACGAUUGAGAAAAAUGUGGAAAGGCCGGAAGAUGCGGAUGGAAAUUUCGUGGCGUGGAUGAGGGAUGGAUCUCGCUUGGGGCGCCUUCUGGCGUAUAUACAUAAAUUCCAGGACGAAUUUGAGGCCGGCGAGAUUCAGAAGAUUAUAAAAGUACUGCAGGUAGCGAAGAAAGGGGAGUAUAGGGCGUACUUAGACCUGUUGCCGGCUUCGUGGGAAUCGCAGAAAAAGGAUAUGUUGCAUAGAAUUGCGAAAAAACGGGAAGUCGAGGAGAAAUUCCUAUUAGAAGAGGCUAAAAGGGAGAAGAGGGAGAAAGGCUUUUUGAAGAGAGUUUUUGGCCUGUGA